Oikopleura dioica is the source of this 774-nucleotide messenger RNA. NCBI's taxonomy places the organism in Eukaryota, Metazoa, Chordata, Appendicularia, Copelata, Oikopleuridae. The record is from the annotation of a GenBank genome assembly.
AUGCCAGAAAUAUCUAUAAUAGCGAGCAAUUGCAUUAUUCAUGGAUGGGGACUGCUGAGUGCCCUUGUCAUCGCGGCUCUGAUCGUCCUUUCUAUUCAGGAGCCAAAUGCCCGCCCGGUCACGUGGUGGCUCUUCCUCGUCUGGUGUUUUCUUUGCCUAUCAACCUGGAUCACUGGCUCACUUGUUCCGGCAAAGACCUUUGCUUUUCGAAUCGUUCCCAUCACUCCGCCAAAAUGCUUGUGCGGCCUCCUCUCAAAACCGGGAAAAUUCAUCAUGAUGCGAUUCCACAACUGCCUCGCCGUUGCCUCCAUCAUCAUCGCCGUCACUGCCGGAAUCAAAUCGUCUUACGAGCAAAGCGAUUUCGCCAAAUUCUCGUUAGACGAGUCGGUCCCUUUAAACUCGACAGAAACAAACCUGGAUCGAGGUUCAACCGAAAGUCAGACAGACAUUGUGAGGAUACUGUAUUUGAUGGCGUUCGUGGUGUCGUUACUCUUGGUGCUGCUUAGGCUCAGUCUCACCUGCUGUUUGUACAUAAUGUCUGAUGAAAGGGAUACUCGUUUCUCAGGACUUUUGCCAGGGCAUGUUUCAAGAUCACAGGUCGCGAAAUUCCAUCUCGACCGCCACAAAAUGAUCUACGCCGAGAAGCGUCGUCAAUCAAUGCCAGCUGUUCCACGACUGAGCGAUAUUCCAGAAGCAUCAGAAAGCCAAGUGUCAAGUCGAAACCAGUCCAAAUUGUCCAGUUCCGUCACUGACUUUCCUGCCGUUGGCUCAUGA